UAUCGCUUUUUAAAAUUAAGUAUCAAAACUAAUAAAUAGAUUGAAGCCCAAAAACAAUCUGUUUCUCUUUGAUUACCGGGUUUGAAAAAUAGAUUUAUGACAGGAAUUUGCCCCAACCGAAGCGCCAAGUUUUCCCUCCAUCUUUUCUGGAACCGACCAUGAUGUCGUCCCUGAUCAUCAGCCGUUCAUCUUCUUCCUCUUGACUUUUCCUCACCUAGUCUAACGAUUUAUCAGGUAACGAUGUCGAGUGCCUCCAUAGAUCUACGUCAGAAACUGAACCAUCAAAUAUCGAUUAUUGGCUGCCAUGAGAAUCCACCAUUGGUCCGUCGUCAGGCGGUCACGCAUCUGCUGGAGAUGAUCGCUGUGUCUCCAGAUGAUGAUACAGAAUUGGCGGGUAGAGAAGAGUUCCCAACCGGUGCUAUACGAGAAACGUUGUCGUCGUUGAUCUUUCAUAUUGGACAAGGCGACGGCCAAUUGCGUGAGUUUCUAUUAGAACAAAUCAGUUCCGACCCGUGUCCUUUGCGGCAAUUGUUUUUGGAUUUUCUGCCAUCUUGCAUGCCCAUCAUAACCACCAAGGAUGACAAUACUGUGGAACGAACAACCUUUCAAGUCAUGGAAUAUCUGCGGACUGUACUGACACGAGAUCCCUCUGCCUUGAUCCCCAUUUUUGGCUGUCUGUCUUCCAUGGCGGAGACAAUGACAAGUGCAGGACGCCAAAAAGCCUUUUCUCUGUCACUCCAAGCAUUGGAGUUUGCAUCGGAAACAGACUUGCCAGUUUUGGUACGGGCAUUGCUCCGCAUUUCUUCCAAUAGCGAACAAGAUGCUGUCAGGGCAUUGGAAGCAUUGCGCACAGAGCUCAUGUACAUGGAAACUUCUACAACUACAGAAUCAGAAUCUGAAAAUGAAGAUGCCAUCACCGUGGUGGCUCAUGUUGUCAUCAAUGCUCUCCUGGAUGACGCCAACAACCAUCAAAUUGCCAAGGCAUAUGUCACAGUCCUGAAAGAUAUCACCUUGAAAGAAGAAGACGAAACAUCAUCCACUACCAAAGACAACCAAGAACAUGACGACCAACCAGAAUUUGUGACAUUAGACUUGAUGGUACUAGUCACCAUCUUUCAACAUCAGGACUUUGUCAACGACGUGGAGCAGCUCCUGGAUCAAUUGCUCGUGGAUGCUACUUUUCCCUUUGCGCUAUUAUCCAAACUCACACUACUCUUAUGUGACAAGAGGAAAAACGGGAGACCCACGUCCAUCCUAUAUCCCAGGAUGAUUCCAUCACUCGUCUCGUUUGCCGUCUUUUUGCUACUGACGCCGGCUCGAACUUCUUCCAACAAUAAACACAAGAAUGACAAUAAUCGUCAAGCGGUGGCAGAACAAAUGAUGAAACAGACACAGGAUUGGAUCCUGAAGCUGCAUCGCGUGGUAGACCGAGACGUCCAGACAGAACUGGUCCAUUUGCUCUUGCAGCUCAGUGACAAGGUGGCCAGUUCCAAUUGGGCUGAUGCUUCAAAACAACAACAAGCCAGACAGCGGCUACAAUUCCAUCAUCCUUCAGCCAUCCCGGAAAAUGACAAAGACAGCUACGAAUGGUUUCAGAUCAUCAUUGCGGAUAAAGUCAACGCGAUACUGCACGAGUUGGCACGGAGCUCCAAACAAAGCUUUGCCAGCUUGAAGCAUGUACUCAUUGGAUGGCUCACAAGUACUACCACAUGCACAGCCACGCCACAGUGGGAGCAAUACUGUAUGCGACGCUCCUGUUCCAUACUCUCCGUUCUUUGUGAGCCUGCUGGUGGUUCGUCCGGGGGGAUUCAAGCAUCGGAGAUUAUGAUUCUGUUGCAAAAGCUGCUGUUUACGUCUUCUUCCUUUUACUCUGCCAAGAAUGCGUUCGUCGUCGAUAGCAGGCGAGUGGUCAAGGGUUUACUGCUAGCUAGGGAAUUGGUCAAGACGGCAAGUCUUGCCCAAGGGGAUUGGGAUUGCAUCAAACAAUGGGUUUUGAAGAUUCUCCUGCCAACCACGAGGCGGAUGGUAGAGCCGGAGAUUGGGAUUCCCGGUUUGGCCUUUUUGGAAACGCUCAUGACCAUGGACAGCGGUGGCGAAGAAGGACUGCACGAACAAGACGAUCACACAACAACGACGCGGAACAUGGAGGCAAUCAAGGAAACCUUUGAACACAUGAAAAUGGUGCUUGCCAACACAGGGCUAAUCCAAAUCCUUGCAUACUAUCAGCAACAGCAGCAACAAGCACCUCGAGCGAAUGCACGACAAAGGGACCCAGCAAUGCUAGCCUACACGACACCACCACCCGACGAAUUCUUGACCCCAGCUGGCAAGAAAAGGAAGAACCGGAAAAUGGCGUUCUGCUUGGCGUUCUUUCUUCGGAACACGGAUGUCUAUUUGUCUUCCCGUUGGUACCACACAGUACACUGGGUUUUCCAUUUGGUAGAAACUUAUCUGAGGGUGGGUCGAACGGUGUCAAUCUCGACCUCGAACGGUGCUACAAAAGAGAAAAGAAAGAAAUCAUCCCAGAAAUGGGUUCCUCAUGGAUGGCUCCAGGCGGCGAUUGAGUUUCCAGCGUUCGUCUUGAAUCACCGUGACUUCGACCCUGAGAAUGCGAAGCAACAAGACGCCUUGGAAUGGGCCAAAACCAUCUUCUCAUGUGAUGAAUACAGCCCGUGUCUUGCAAACGAUGACUCUGCUGCUGCAGGCCUGGCUGACUUGCUGCUUCAAGCAGAGACCUCGAGCCAGUUGAAACCAGUUGUCAAGAGAGCCAUGCUCUUGGGUUUGUCAUCGCUUUUGGCAGUGUCCCUGUCAUUUGCAGUGGUGGCGAAUGCUUACGGACACCUCCAGAAUCUUCCUGUGGACGAAUGUGGGUACGAUGAGAGAUUGGAAACUCUUCGGUUGAUUCAAUUUCAAAUGAUGAAGAUUUACGACAUUCGCAGAAAGAGUGAUUCUGUCGAGUGUCUUUUGAGGUCUGUGUUGCUGGUCGUCCAGAAGCUUGCUCGUCGAUUCGGGAAGGUGUCCUCCGAGAAGAGUCUGCCCAGUGGCGAAUCCAGUGGCGGGCGUCGGUCUCGUGGGCGAGGAGAGACGUGGCCUUUAACUUCGGCAAGAAGAUCGAGUAGCGGUGGCCAGACAGAUGGCGACCAAGAGUCUGAUAUGCAGGUGAACAGGCUCAUGAAGCAACUCACUUCGUCACAUCAAGUGUUUAAGCGGUUACGACAGAAGCUCUUUGUUUCCGAAGCGUUCCUGUCUCCGGAUGUCUUGUUUGUCUGUCUAGCCGAUGCCGAGCAGAGCAACUUGAUGAAGGAGUACAUCGAGGCUUUAUUGGCGCCUCAAUCCUCUUGUUGGAAUUCGGUUGCAACAAAAUUGCUGCAUUUGGCCCACAUGAGGCGAUGUCUCCUUGAGCACUUGGUUUCUCUGAUAUCGUGCAAAUCGAGCAAGGACUUGGAGGCCUUCAGGACUUCAUCAGGGGUGGCUUGCUUUUCGCAUUGCGUCGACAUUGCCUUUCACCUGUUCACGGCUUUGCCCAAACUCCGAAAGGCGAGCCACACACCCCGUAGCAUUGCCAUGAUCGAUCCUCUCCAUGCCGGUUCCGACGCAAUCGAAACGCUCUCCUCGCUGACGAGGACUUACUUUCAGUACAUCUGUGUGAUGUUUGCUGGUCUGGAGACCUCGGAAUCGGUGGUGUCUCCGUCGGCACUAAUUGAUGCUUGCUCUGGAAUCCUUGUUUCAAAGGGUGUAUUGAGCGAGAAGGAUAGGAAUGAUACCAACCCAAAAACGUUUGAAGGUCUUUGGGUUGGCUUCUUUCUGCAGCUUCAGAGUUGCAACGAUGCGGCACUUGCCUGCCAACUACUUGAACUACUGGAGAUUUUGUCAGGUUUGUCGUCCAAAGAAACUGCUGCACAGGAAACUCUCAAUGCCAACUGGAAGGCUUUGCAUACGGUGUAUUCCUGGUCAGAACGAAGUAACACGCAGCGAGAGACACUCCCAUACUCGCUCAUGGCGUGCCUGAGAAGGACUGAAGCGGGCACAUUGCCAAAGACCGUUAGCAGCUGCCUUCAUGACACUGUGUUGAAGCGCCCAGGCAAUGUCAUGGAUAGUGCAGUUCGUCAAUGGCUGCUAAGACACUUGGGACUGCUGUCUCUCGUAUCCCAGAAUGCCGAGUCGGGGACAGGCCAUUUCUUGAGAGUGUUCAAAGAACUGUCCGAUUUGCUAGAUUCGCUGGAUCGUCCACUUGAAUUCAGUGAAAGCGACGAAGAAAAGAAAGAAGAUGGUAGCAAAGACUGGGGUGAAAGAAAGGCCAAGAAAAUCAAGGGCAAUGUUCGUCAGACGGAUUCCUUUGUAAGCGGCAUUCCUGAUCUGCAUGCAGGCUCGUGUCCGUCUGCCUUUGAGGCGCUUCUUCACGUUUCAGUUGGUGGAAUGGCUGUCCUAUCGCUUUCUCGCCCAAUUGGUAGCGAUGUCCUUGGCACCAAGGAGUCGGGCCCCUACAUUCGCUACAAGAACCUUAUGGUGUUGUUUGGUGGUCUUCUGGAGCUGUACGAGAAAAGAGCCCACCUGCUGCCGCGGAGAAUUCUGCCAACUUUGUUCGCGGCAAUCAAGCAUAUGCUCGCUAUGACUGUCUGGCAGCUACACAAUCUUGUUGAAUGGCGAAAUUCCCAGCCAUUGUUGACGCCCGCCGAGAGGGCUCGGGGGAGUUACGAUCAGGGAGACACAAGAUACUUGGAACACUUUAUCAGGGCAUGCUGGACUCACACGAUUGUGCGGCCCCUUGCAUUUUGCGAGCAUGUGAAGCUCAGAGAUCUGGAGACGGCAACCAAGGCGCGUGAUCAACAACAACGAAAGCUGGAAUCCGUGGCCAAGCAACGUUCUCAAAGCAGGAGCAGCAAGCAAACAGACGAUGAUUCAGACUACAGGCAGAGCGAGGACGAAGACGACAACAGCGAGGGCGCCUAUACGAAAGGGCGGACGGUAUCCAAAGAUGGGUCCAGAAGCAGGGUCCACCGAAAAGUCAACGCGCUGCGAUAUGCUAUCGAAAAGGUCUCUCAAGUCUUAGUUAGCAUUGCUUCCUCGCACAAUUUCUCGACGUCUAACUUCGUCAACGAAAGUCCUGAGAGUGUGGUUGAUUCGCCUCGGAAGCGGAAGACUCGGGAGGAUGAUGGUUUCCAUCGACUGGACGGCACGGCAAAGGGCGGGGAAGUCUCUCAUGUUUUGGGUGGUAGACCCGACAAAGGCACUAAGCUUCGUCGACGUUCAAAUGAAGAAGAUUCUGACAGUAGCGACAGGGGGAAAUCGCUCAAGAAAUCAACUGUAGUUUCCAGAAACCAAGGAAUGGCGAUCACCAACGACGACGAUUCUUUGGGCGAAGGGGGUGCAAGUGACACAGAUGAUUGCUUUCAAGUAGGAGAGGAGGACGAUCAAUCGACUUCGAGCGAACAGUUUUGUGUCAGUGGGAAUUGGGGUGAAGAAGAGUCUCAGGCGAGCUCUUCUUCUGGGAGCCAGGGGUUGGAGCUUGAAACUCCAAUCUUUUGAUUGCUACAAGAGUCGUAUUGCCGAGUGGCUACGAUUUGCUACUACUUGUAGAACCAACUGUAAUGUUUCAAUACCGUAGCGAAGAAAUCCUAUUCUUCUACAUUCUUCAUCCAAUCCUCGGACUGGCGACCUUGCUUGCGUUGGCGAAUUGACGACAAGCAUGACAUGGAUGACAUGUUAGGUCUCGACUGUCGGGGAUGCUCAAGAGCACACGGAUUGUGUAGUCAUCAGCUAGCCACUAGCUAGCAAGAAGGUCUUUCUGACUAAGUUUCUGUUACGGCUGUGCAUCAUUAUAGUGAAGGUGUGAUUAUCAAUCAUCGAACUAAUUUGCAUAGGUAGAGGGACAGCCAUUCGCAAGAGCCCACUCUAGAACUUCCAAAUGAUUGUUGUUUUCAGCAUUGUCAAGUGUUGUAGCAUCCCAGGGACAGCCAUUUUCUCUAGCCCACUUGAGUAGUUCCAAGUGGCCACCUUGAGCAGCAAAAGCACAUGUGCAAACAUCCCAUGGACAGCCAUUAUCAUGGGCAUAUUGGAGGCAUGCCAAUUGACCAGUAGAAGCUGCAUACUCACAGUCUUCUUUGUGCCAUAGACAGCCAUUCUCAUGGAUGUAUUUCAGGAUACCAAGAUGACCCUUUUCAGCAGCAUAGCUGCCUAUGCCUUCAUCCCAAGGACAGCCAUUUUCAUGGGCAUACUUCAGGACAUCCAAAUGGCCAUUUUCUGCAGCCUCUUGGCAUGUCAUCUGAUCCCAUGGACAACCGUUCUCAUGGGCAUAUUGGAGGACAUCCAAAUGACCAUUCAUGGCGGCAUCAGCACAAAUACUUUGA
Messenger RNA from Seminavis robusta, 6347 nucleotides. The record is from the annotation of a GenBank genome assembly. Lineage: Eukaryota; Bacillariophyta; Bacillariophyceae; Naviculales; Naviculaceae.